Rhodotorula toruloides NP11 is the source of this 1569-nucleotide messenger RNA. Its product is annotated as alpha-mannosyltransferase, glycosyltransferase family 71 protein. Gene Ontology annotation, molecular function: alpha-1,3-mannosyltransferase activity. Gene Ontology annotation, cellular component: Golgi apparatus. Gene Ontology annotation, biological process: protein O-linked glycosylation. The record is from RefSeq and is a predicted model, not a curated record. The transcript is spliced from 7 exons. Bases 1 to 1569 code for a protein of 522 amino acids. Lineage: Eukaryota; Fungi; Basidiomycota; Microbotryomycetes; Sporidiobolales; Sporidiobolaceae.
AUGAUGCGGCGGGAGAUCACGUCCGUGGCGUCCUUUCGCGAGGGUCUGCCAAGCGCAUCACGCUCCUCGCGACGAGGACUAGGCCGCCGAAUCCCGCUCCUCCUCUUCGCCGCGACAAUCUGCUUCGCCCUCACCGUUCUCCUGCGACGGUCGAACACGAAGGAGGCGGCAGCGGGUGCGGCGGACCUCGAGGCGGCGGAUCAGCGGUUACUGAAGGUGUUGGUCAAGACGAAGGAGGCCAUUCAGCAGGAGACUCCGCUCGAGGACAUUGCGGCAUUCGCAGACCGCGCAAAGGUUCUCAUGGAACUGGACGAGUUCGGCUCGAAGCUGAAUGAGACGUACCCUCGACUAAACGCCUCGACAAAGGCGCUCUACUCUCGCUCAAUCUACCACCACCACCAGCAACUACUCCAAAGUCUCUACCCCUACAUCAAUAAGAAACCGCAAAUGCCUCGAAGUCUCUCCGGCCUUCGCGCAAGAUACACCGUUCCUCGAGGAAUUAUCGUCCCAGUCGGAAACGACCAGUUCAUCUACGCCGUACACCUCCUUGCGACGAUCGUUCACACCCACGGCGUCAACUUCCCCAUACACGUCGUCUAUGCCGGCAACGACGACCUCGUCCCUGAAAAGCGGGCAGCUCUCCGCUCGAUUUCGCCCAACAUCGACACCGUCGACAUCCUGAACUACUUCGACGAAGAGCUCGUUGGCAUCCACGGCGGAGGCUGGGCGAUCAAGGUCUUUGCGAUCCUCGCGAGUCCGUUCCAGGAGGUCAUCAUCGCAGACGCAGACGCCGUCUUCGUCCAGAACCCGGAAGUCAUGUUCGACGACCCGGGCUACAAUGCCACCGGCACGCUCUUCUUCCGCGACAGGGAGAUCUUCCCAGGUGACGGACAGGUGCACGAGUGGUUCCACGGCGUGAUGAAGGGUCGCGAGCCGUCGGCGCAGCUGGCUUCGUCGAGGUGGUGGACCGACAUGGCGUCGCGUGAGGAGAUGGAGAGCGGAGUCGUCGUGUUUGACAAGCGGAGAACGAGCGUGGUGUACGGGUUGCUGUACGCGGGAUGGCUGAACACGCGGGUCGUGCGGGAGGAAGUUACGUACAAAAAUACUUACGGCGACAAGGAAUCGUUCUGGAUGGCCUUCGAGCUCUGUGGCCUCCCUUACCACCUCGACCGCGAAUACGCCGGCAUCAUCGGCCAGCUCACACACACCGACACCAAGUCGCACUCGAUCGACACCUUUAUCCAGAGCGACCACCUCUUUCACCUCGAUCACAAGGGCCGGCCGCUUUGGUGGAACGGAUCGCUCUUCCAGGAGAAGCGCGUGAAGGACCGAGGCUACCUCAUUGCGACACACUGGGCGCCGGGAACGGUCGACUGGAUCUGCGACACCGAGCCAUGGAGCAUGCGAGUCGACAUGCGCGACGUCCGCAGCCUCCAGAGCGACGCCAACUUUACCCGCGUCCUCACCGACAUGAUCGGCUCGGCCAUCUUCUGGGAGGGCAGGUUUCCUCAGCUACUCGAGCGACACUAUGCGACCGACUCGACGACUGCGCCGCAACGCUGGCGAUAG